Mercenaria mercenaria is the source of this 518-nucleotide messenger RNA. RefSeq lists its product as uncharacterized. The record is from RefSeq and is a predicted model, not a curated record. Lineage: Eukaryota; Metazoa; Mollusca; Bivalvia; Venerida; Veneridae.
CAUGCUCAGGCAAACGACAUGCGGUCACAGAGUAUGAAGCUGCCUCAAACAAAGCCUAAAACGGAAUCCAGUAGAUCUAAAGCAUCACAGAGUAUGAUGGUACACAGCGAGAGUAAAAAAGAAAAGGUCAGCGGUGCAAAUAUUUCGAAUGAAUUUUCCAGAUUUGUACCACAAGCUUCAAAACCACCGAUAUCGGGAAAUGAUCUGAAAAAAAUAACAGAAGCAUGUGGAGAGGAAGGGGUGCAAAAACAAGAAAGAAGGAAGUGCGAAAACAAAGUAACACGUACUACAAAUUGGUGAUUCUUCAAAAGACUUAUUAAUUUGAGUUACAUUGAAUUAAUCAUUUUUGUUUUGUAAAAUGUUGUAUUAAUAUUAAGACAUAUCUUUAUCCAGAUUAUUUCUACACAUGACAUGGAAUACAACGUGUGCAAACUAAAUGACACCGAUGUAAUAACAUUUGAAUAUUUUUCAUUGAAUGUGUUCUUGUAAAACAAAAUAAGAAUAAAGUUAUUCACUGA